AUGAGUACAAUGCACCCACCUGGAUUGCAAAAUGCCGCAAACGGGAACUCCUCUGCUGCCACGACUCCAGCGGCCGAGUUACCCGAAAUCCAAAAAUUCGGCCUUGCCGGAAUCUCGCUGCUCGUGAAAAUGGAACAGAAUGACCAGACGAGUUCUGCCAUGGGCCAGGAUUUGGGUCUUAUGGACCUCGACUUGCUGGAAAAAGCAGAGAUAUUGAAGAACUUGGCCUCGCCGUGGCAGGAAACUUCGCGCUCCGAGGUGGAACCGUACUUCUCCUUUGACGAGUCCAUACUACAAAAAAAUAUGCCUCCACCAGAACCAUGCGAUACCAAGAUACUGUCGUUCAUGGACGAGACGCUUUUUUACAUUUUCUACACCAAGCCACGCGACACACUCCAAGAGUACGCCGCUAGAGAGCUCGUGGCUCGGAAUUGGAGGUAUCAUAGAGACAUCCAAGUCUGGUUAACGAAGGACAGCAACGUUGAGCCUGUUUUGAUCAGCCCCGACGUGGAAAGAGGUGUGUACAUUUUCUUUGAUCCGCACAACUGGGAGAAGAUCAGAAAAGAGUUUGUUCUACAUUACUCGUCGGUGCAAGCAUAA
This is a messenger RNA of Clavispora lusitaniae ATCC 42720, 600 nucleotides long. RefSeq names its product CCR4-NOT core subunit. Lineage: Eukaryota; Fungi; Ascomycota; Pichiomycetes; Serinales; Metschnikowiaceae. The record is from RefSeq and is a predicted model, not a curated record. Gene Ontology annotation, biological process: regulation of DNA-templated transcription; nuclear-transcribed mRNA poly(A) tail shortening. Gene Ontology annotation, cellular component: P-body; CCR4-NOT core complex.